Messenger RNA from Schistosoma turkestanicum, 2053 nucleotides. Lineage: Eukaryota; Metazoa; Platyhelminthes; Trematoda; Strigeidida; Schistosomatidae. The record is from the annotation of a GenBank genome assembly.
GCGGGAUUUUGUAAGUUUAGGAAAAUGGAACCGAUAACUCAACAACGGCUUGACGAUAUGAAGGCGAAGAUAGCACUGCUGGAAAGUGAUCGUAAGGCAUAUUUCGAAAAUUCAAAACAAGCUGUUACGGAAAAUAAGCAACGAGUAUUAGACCUUCGUCAUGAGAAUAGCAAACUAAGAAACGUCCUCCGUGAGAGGCUUUCGGUAGCAUGUAAUUUGGUUUAUUCUUUUGUGAAAGGCUGAUCAACACAUUAUCAACUAUGUGUUACACAAUCGACAGGUUGAUAGAGUUUGUAUGGCCAACAAAACUGGGGCUGUUGUGGUCGAACUUUUGGACUAUCGCACAUGUGAUGCGAAAAAGAAACUUAAUUCUUUGAAACAUGUGAUCGUUCAAAAAGAGAAGAAGAUUGAACAGAUUAAAUCCCGGUAUAGAGAGAUUAUGGAAGUUAUUGAAUACGGAAACGCAACUGACGCAGGAACCAACAAAGAGGGGAAAUUGUUAAGAACCUUGGAAAACCGACUUGAUAAGGCUCAGCUAAAAUACCAUGAAGCGGAACACAUCAGAAAAACCUAUGAACAAAUAAAAGAAAAGCUUGAACAUGAACAUCUAACAUAUGAGCACAACCUUGACUCCCUUGAAAAACAAAUAAAAGCCACUCAAGAUGAAAUUUUAGAACUACAACAAAUGUACAAUGAUGCCACCCUAGCUAGAGAUGCAGCACAACAAGAGUUGAAGUUUCAAGAAGAACAUAUUGCACGUGAACGCCGACGUCGAGAAAUCGAACUCGCAAAGAUGAGGAGAACGGCCGAAGGAAAAAAGGUCGCUUUUGAUAAGGGUGAAUAUCAACAAGGUAGAGAUUCAUCUGCUGACGUACAGAGCGGAAGUGUCCAAGGCGGCAGUAUUGGGACUGGAGACCGAAUUUCCGGAACAGGCGGGAUAAGUGCAACAGAAGAACAACAAAUGAAAAUAUUUAAAUUUGAAGAGUCAUUUCAGACUAUUAAAGAAGUCACUGGACUGUCUGAUCUUGAUCACAUUGUCAAACGAUUCGAAAGUCAAGGAGAAACUUUAAGAAAUCUAAAUGAAUUGAAAGACAAGGCUGAAGAACAAUGCCAGAAACUUCGUAAGCAAAGGGAUCAGUUGCAGCAAGAAUACGAGGAACUUAAAUAUUCCGGUGAAGCGGAAUUAGAAAGUGCUAAUCAAGUGAUAAAACAAUACCAAAAUGAAGCACAAAUAGAAGCAGAACGUCGUGUAAAGUGUUAUGAAAAUGUUGAAAGUGCUAAUCGUCUUCUAACUGAAUGUAAAACUGGAGUUGAUCAUAUUUAUGAUAAAUUAUCUUUUCUCAAUGUGAAUAUCACAAAAGGUGUGGAACAUUUUCAUAAAGAAGGUGAAGAAAAAAAAUUAGUAGCUGAACAAAAUGUUAUUGAUAUUAAUGAUAUACCAGAAAUGUUGAAAAUAUGUAAUAAUAAAUUAGAUGAACUUAUGGACAGUUUGAAUGAUAUUAAUAUUGAAGAACAACUUAAUUUGAUAGAACAAGAAGAAUUCUAUGCAAAGCUUGAUAGCAAAUUACCAGAUAACAAUAUGAGAAUACAAUUUCCAAGCGCGAAGCAUGAAGGUAAUCCUGACGAUGAUGACGAUGAACUCGAUGAUAAUGAUGUGUUAACUAGAAGUGCUUUAAAGAAACAAGCUCAACAAAUAGUCGAAAUGAGAAAUAAGAAAAGACAUCCUAAAAAGAAGAGAAGAAGUGUUCGAUGAAAUAAAUUUAAUCAUAAUGACUAUCCUUCCAAUGUAAACAUUUCAGAUAUUGUUUCACCUAAAAGAUAGGUAUACAUUCAUACACUGAACAGAAUAUUGAAAAUCUCUUAAUUUCAUAAGCACCAUUGUCCUCACAUUAGUAAUAGGCACUAUAAAUAAACCUUUGAAAUGAUAGAGCACUGAAUCACUGAACAAAUUUUUCUUGAAAAGAAAAGAUAAACAUGAAAUCACACUUCUCUAAACUUUCCUUCCCACUUUUUGAUAUAAUAGUUUGCUUUUACAUUAUAAAAAGAGAAUUUU